UUGAAACUCGAACCGCCUCAGUCGAACAUGAACUACGAUGAGGACGGCACGCGUCCGCGUCGCCUCCUCGCGUCCCGCACGUUCUCCGCAACGUAAACAUUGAUCAGUGAAGUGUACCAUCAUCCAGUGAACUUGAAUAAAAUUUAAGUGUAUGAGUGAAUGAACAAAUUUCAAUACGAUCAAAGACAAAUGUAUAAAGAAAAUGUUUCAAUUUGUGACUUUUUUACUAGUGACUUUGGGUGUAAUUUCCGCGUAUGUCACGAGAGAUUCGGAUAACUGUCGAAAAGAUUUCGAUGGCGAUAAGGGCACAACUUUGUGUCAUGUGCGGACGCUUGAAACGAAUGGAUCGAAUCUUGCAUCGGCACCUUCUGAGAGUACGAGAAGUUUAACCGUCGAGUGUAACCAACUUCUGUUAUUUGAAAGUUAUCUUGAAGCAAACUAUUUUCAAAGAUUCGUAACAUUGGAGGAGUUAACUCUACGCAACUGCAAACUACUUCGGGUACCUGGGAAUGCUUUUGAAGGAUUACGUGAACUUAAGAAGUUAUCAAUACGAACUAAAAACUAUGAGUGGAGCCAUAAUAAAAUUUUGGAACUUUCACUCGGAACUUUCAAUGGUCUACGGGAACUACAGACACUUGAUUUAGGAGAAAACAAUCUCAAAUCAAUACCUUCAGAUGUUUUCUGCCCUUUAGAUAAUUUGCAAAUAUUGAACAUCACUCAUAAUAAAAUCAAGGCCAUAGACCGUCUUGGCUUUGGGACAAGUUGUGGAUCUGGUUUAAGGAACCUAGACCUAAGCCACAAUGAGAUAAAAUCUUUGAGUGAAGAGUCGGAAAUAUCUGGACUUCGUCGUCUCCAAGAGCUCAGACUUCAACAUAAUAACAUUAGUGAUAUCUCAAGUGAAAUAUUUAAUGGACUCAUUUCAUUACGCAUAUUGAAUAUUUCUCAUAAUAAUUUGCAUACCAUACCCGAGGGCACAUUCUCUAAUACGAAAGAGUUGCGAGAAAUAUAUCUGAAUAAUAACAUACUAUUUGAAUUGGCCAGAGGCGUUUUGCACCGAUUAGAACAGCUGCUUGUCUUAGAUUUAUCGAAUAAUCAACUCUCAAGCGCUCAUAUCGAUGGAGGAACAUUUAUUGGUCUUAUACGCUUAGUCAUUCUGAAUUUAUCCAAUAACGCCUUGACGAGGAUAGAUGGUAAGACGUUCAAGGAUUUAUUCUUCCUUCAAAUAUUAGAUUUAAGAAAUAACUCAAUCGGCUAUAUUGAAGAGAACACUUUCCUUCCUUUGUAUAAUUUACAUACUUUAAAUUUAGCCGAAAAUAGAUUGCAUACUAUUGACGAGUUCCUUUUUAAUGGCUUAUUUGUUUUAAGUAAAUUAAAUUUAAAUAACAAUCUUCUCAUUAACAUUGAUGCAAAGGCAUUUAAAAAUUGUUCAGAUUUGAAAGAAUUAGAUUUAAGUUCCAACCAAUUAACCGACGUUCCAAGAGCUGUUUGGGAACUGUCCGUAUUAAAAACUUUAGAUUUGGGAGAAAACUUAAUUAACGAUAUUAAAAAUGGGUCAUUUAAGAAUUUAGAUCAGUUAACUGGCUUACGAUUGAUAGAUAACCAAAUCGGAAACUUUAGUGUAGGAAUGUUCUGGGAUUUACCAAGCCUUCAAGUAUUAAAUUUAGCAAAAAACAAAAUUCAGGCCAUUGAAAGAGGAAGUUUUCAACGAAAUAAUCAAUUGGAAGCCAUACGAUUGGAUGGUAAUUUCAUAUCGGAUAUAAACGGAGUGUUUUCGACCUUGUUAAGUUUACUUUGGCUUAAUUUAUCUGAAAAUCAUUUAGUAUGGUUCGAUUACGCGUUUAUUCCUAGCAAUUUGAAAUGGUUAGAUGUACACGGAAAUUUCAUAGAGCAUUUAGGUAAUUACUACAAAAUACAAGAUCAAAUUAGAAUAAAAACAUUGGAUGUUAGUCAUAACCGAAUUGUAGAAAUAUCUCCAUUAGCGAUCCCUAACAGUGUGGAACUAUUGUUUAUAAACAACAACCACAUUAACAAUAUCCAAGUAAACACAUUUAUGGAGAAACGUAAUCUCACCAGAGUUGAUAUUUACGCAAAUGAGAUAUCUCAUUUAGAUAUCAACAGCCUCCGGUUAUCGCCAGUCCCAUCGAACAAGUCGUUGCCAGAGUUCUAUAUAGGAGGAAAUCCGUUUGAUUGCGAUUGCUCUAUGGAAUGGUUGCCUUUAAUAAAUAACAUGACUGCCAUGAGACAACACCCAAGAAUAAUGGAUCUUGAAAACGUGCUAUGCAAAAUGACACAUACUAGAGGUGUUACACACAUUCCAUUAAGUAAUUUAAAAUCAACAGAUUUCUUGUGCACAUAUGAAACUCAUUGCUUUACAUUGUGCCACUGUUGUGACUAUGUUGCUUGUGAUUGCCAAAUGACUUGCCCUUAUAAUUGUUCUUGUUACCACGACCCGACCUGGCACACCAAUGUAGUCGAUUGUUCUAGUCAAAGCGCUGUCGAAAUACCGGAAAAAAUACCUAUGGACGCAACUGAGGUCUACAUAGAUGGGAACAACUUUAAAGAAUUGCAAAAUUAUGCAUUCAUUGGCAGGAAAAAUAUGAGAUCGCUUUAUGUAAAUUCCAGUGACGUUGAAAAUAUACAUAAUAGAACAUUUGCCGGUUUAUCUUCCCUCGUUAUUUUGCAUCUGGGGAAUAAUAAACUGAAAUAUCUAAAUGGGUAUGAGUUUGAGCAUUUGACUUCCCUCACUGAGCUUUAUUUACAAGAAAAUUUCAUAGCCUAUAUCGAAAAUAACACUUUUUCAAGUUUGGUCUCGUUAAAAAUUUUAAGAUUAGAUGGAAAUAGAUUAGUCGAUUUUAAUCUUUGGAUUUUAACUUUGAAUAAGAAUUUAAAUAGCAUCUCUAUAGGUAAUAACAUGUGGUCGUGUAAAUGUAGAUACUUGCAAAGGUUUACAGCUUAUAUAUCAGAAAAUGUUCCUAAAAUAAUUGAUUUAGUGGAUGUAUGGUGUUCAAAUAUAGGGCAGUCACCACAAAAGAAAGAAUUAAAUCUUAACGGUACCAUAUGCAGUGACUAUUACGCCAGCGAUACGGCGAUGGACAAUAUGCUCAUAACAAAUUACAUGCCAAUGAUGGUGACCUCAUUGACUGGGUUUAUGUUAAUCCUACUCGUUACUCUUAUAAUAUUUUUGUGUAGAGAUACAAUUCGAAUAUGGCUUUAUACCAGCUGCGGAAUUAGAUUUUUCCCAUUCGCUGGAGCAUAUGAUGACACAGAUAAACUAUACGAUGCCUAUUUAUGCUAUAGUCCGAAAGAUGAUGAUUUUGUUAUACAAACGCUUGCCGCUGAGUUGGAAAAUGGCAGUCCAUCUUACCACCUUUGUUUGCAUUAUCGAGAUAUUCCGCAGGCUGGGGUUCCUUAUAUGCAAUGUACACUACCUUUACCUGAAGCAGCUGAAGCAUCUAAGCGUAUCAUUCUUGUGUUGACAAGAAAUUUUCUAGAAACUGAAUGGUCACGCUUUGAAUUCAAGCAGGCUUUGCAUACCAUCUUAAAAUCACGAAUUUAUACUCUUGUAAUUAUAGAAGACAGUUCAGUUUUGAAUGAAGCUCAAUGCGAUCCAGACCUGAGACCAUAUUUAAAAACUAGCUUACGAAUAAAAUGGGGUCAAAACAAGUUUUGGGAAAAAUUACGCUAUGCAAUGCCAGAUCGCAAAUAUAAAUCGAAAACAUCUAGUUUUAGAAACAAUAUUAGUUCUUACACAAUGAGAAGUGGUGUCCAAAAUGGCACGAUGAGAUCAUUUUCCUUUACGGAAAAAAUGAGAGGGCCUGGAGAUAGUGUGACCGCGACUCCUGAAUUUUUAGAGGGUCAUUCACAACAUGUUCAGACCGCUUAUGGUUCCGAUGGCAGGCCACCAUCGGACCACAUAUAUUCAUCUAUAGAUUCAGAUUACUCGUCGUUAGAAUUAGGUGGAAGUAAUCCUAAUCGAAGACGAGAGUUUAGGCAUUGGCCACCGCCUCCUGCUUUAAUUGACACACAACAUUCUGGUGGCCAAGCUUAUCUUGUCUAGUCUUCGCUUCUAAAUGUUUAAAUUAUAUUAUAAAUAAAUAAUUUAGUCAAAGCUUCUUGUGUAAAUUGUUAUUAUAAAGUGCGCGCUUUACCAAAUAAUUAAGAUUUUAAUCUAUUUUUGUAAUUUAAAGCCAUUAAAAAGGGCGUUGAUUUCUUAAUGUUGGUGUAAAUAAAUUCUAUAAGACUGCUGUAGAUUAUGUGAAUUUUGUAUAUAGUGUGUAAAUAGAUGUCCAUAUUAAGUCACAGUAUACCUAUUUAUAUACUUUAAU
Maniola jurtina (meadow brown) is the source of this 4325-nucleotide messenger RNA. RefSeq names its product toll-like receptor 7. Gene Ontology annotation, molecular function: protein binding. Gene Ontology annotation, biological process: signal transduction. The transcript has a single exon. The record is from RefSeq and is a predicted model, not a curated record. The coding region runs from base 203 to 4057 and encodes 1284 amino acids. NCBI's taxonomy places the organism in Eukaryota, Metazoa, Arthropoda, Insecta, Lepidoptera, Nymphalidae.